Molecule: messenger RNA, 7291 nt
Organism: Folsomia candida
Lineage: Eukaryota; Metazoa; Arthropoda; Collembola; Entomobryomorpha; Isotomidae
Product: calcium-activated chloride channel regulator 2
Exons: 25
Coding region: 2148-5756 (1202 amino acids)
Molecular function (GO): protein binding
Source: RefSeq, a predicted model, not a curated record
UUUCAGCUCAGUUGCUAUCAGGACGCUGAGGAGAGAACACGAUUCUAUCGUCUUGUUUCUUCACUAAACCUUUGGUCGAUUUAGGCGUUCGUCAGAUAUCCAACCCUUACAAUUCGUAUCACCAGCUCCACAUUUAUCCGAGUUACCCACACCAAUUUUACUUGACCUAAGCAAAUUCCACCAGCCGUUUCGUUUUUCCCUUAUUAAUCAACCAACAAACUACCCCGGGUUCCCACACGUCUCUAAGCUUUGCAAGAUACCAAUCAUCAUUAUUAUCAACCUGAGUAAUCAAGUAAGCAUUCGUUCCUCUUAUAUGUCGGAUGGAUGAUAUAGUGGAGGAGGAAGUUGUCAAUUUUUCAUCUGUAUAAUAAAUUCUUGGAUAGUCGUAGAAAUUUUAACGAUCACGAGCUCAUUGACUUUGCUAACUUUAUAUACCACAUGCUCGUGGUUGUGUGUUGUACAAGAAUUAGUGAAUUACACCUGUAAAAGGUCGCUCCACACGCAAAAUUCUCCACUAUUGGACUUAAAAAGUUGGCUGCACAAGAAUUGACCGAAUACAAAUAUAAACUGUCGUACAUACGUACAUGAGACACGAAUGUUGUUAAUUCAUAAAUUCCUUAAUUACUCAAACAUUUCUAACCACCACUUUCGUCAUAAAGGGGACUGAGGAUGUGCACAUUAUAUUAAUUAACAGUCUACAAUCAGAAAGAAAAAGUCAAUAAACGUACGAGUGUCUUUAUUUUGCAGCUUAUCAGGAGCAAACAUUCUGCUAUAAAAACUGGGUGUGUGUGAACCUUAUACUUUUUGUCUCAAAUUCGUGAUUUGUUUUGAAACACUGUGUUACUCUUGGAUUCAUUCAUUGACCUGACUGACUGCAACAACAACAAGGAUUUCCUGAUCUCUGAUUUUCAUGAGAAUUUUAAAUUUUAAAAGAGUACACAGCAAUCAGUUGUGCAAUUUAUUCAUAAGAAGAAAACAGCACAGAACCCACGUGGGAAUUUGUGCCGAGAAGUUUCGAUAUUUAAAAAUACAGUAGAACCACUUGUCUGUCUCAACUUGAGCAAAAACGCACUACGAACGAGCAGAGAGUGUCUGUCUGCGUGUGAUGAAGAAGUAACUCGAGAAGUGAACAAGUUUAAGUAAGUGUGACUCUCUCGUUCCUUCUUCCGUUCUUUGUAUGAUAUUGCUCUUCUGCUACAAAAGUCGUCCACGACGUAUUCGUAAUUUAUAAUCGUCUUGCUCCGUUCCACUAAAACAAUUGGGAAUUGAAUAAAUUCAAAUUUGAGUGUUAACAGUGCGAAACUAAAUUAUUCAGAGAAAAAUUGGACUUGUGAUUGCAUUAGACUGGAGAACAGUGAGAAACAGAGAAAAAGGAACUCGACACUCGGAUUUGGAGAAAACUUUUGCAGAGUAAACAACAACUCAUCACGACGGAUGGAGGACAUCUCAAUAUUUGAUUUCAAAUUGGAUUGAAAUUCAGAACAAUAAACUCACCAACCAACCAGCAACCAGUCUGCCCAACAACUGCAAAAUCGUCGCAGGUUAGAGGCGACAAAAUAAGUUUUUAUUGACCACAAAAACCGCGAUUGAGUUGUGUUACUAAUUUACACCUUGAAGGCGUUCAACAUUUAAAUAUCCUAAUCAAGCAGCCGAACUAAACCACCGUUUCGAGGUAAUAACGUUAAAGUGGCGUGCCAAUGGAAAGUGAAUGUUUAAAUUUAUGAAGUGGAACUCUUAUUCAAAUUAGUUCAACGUGACCGUACACAAAGACUCAUUAUAUUUUCCUCGCCAGUAAGUACGAGUGCAAAACAUAAACAAUAUAGUCUAACAACAAAAAGAGAAGGGAUACAUAAUACGAAAGAAGCCUCCUCGCAUUUGAAUGCUACUGGUACUCCUUGUUCUGGACGUUAAACUGUGAAAAGUCCAUUAAACCGAUCGUUAUUGCUCACCAUUUGGACUACUGAACUGACUGUAUAGCUCAUUUGAUCUUCUCUGUGUCGGCAAAGGAACAAGAGUAUUAAUCUCCGUGUAAUGAGUAGUCUGAGCAAGAGUUGUACUAACACCAAAUUAAUUGCCAAGUCUUCAGAGGUUACUCCUUUAAUGCUUAACUCACUCGAGUUGUGAGUCGGAGAGGAACAAGAAGAAGAAUGACAAUGAUGAAAUCCAAGUUUAGUAAUUCAGUAAAGAUUAUCAGCAGAAGCAGUAGCGAAGGUAGUGACAUGGAGGAUCUGAUUAAUUGUCAGAGCGACCUGGAGAGAACAGCGUCACAUUCAUACUCGUCAUCGUCACCAUCCUUCAGAAGAGGCGGAGGGGGAACGAAAGGGAGGAUUAUCCUGACCCUUUUUAUUUGUACGAGUCUGAUGCUGGGGACGGGAAACGGACUCAGGAUUAACAGUCAUGGGGGUUAUGAGGACCUGGUCGUGUCGAUAGGAAAUGACGUACCUCCAAUCGCUUGCCAACAACUCAUCCAAAAUCUGCAGUUGAUAUUCACAUCUGCCAGUGAGUACCUGAACACAGCUACGAAAGGCCGGGCUUAUUUCCACCGAGUGCACAUAAUUCUCCCCGCUGCCUGGGACUACCGAGCUUGUGGCAAGAUGUUGCCCAAUUCAUACACGAGUGCGAGCAGUAUCAGAGACUCUCAAUUCCGAAUCGGAGGAGAACAUCCGGUGUUCGGGCAUAACCCUUGGACUCAGCAGAGCAAGGGAUGUGGGCAACAGGGCGACAUGAUUUCCGCUGGUUUCCAGUACGUUCUUCAGUACAACGACACUGAGGCUGGACAUUCGACUCCAGAGCGUACCUUUGUCAAGGAAUUUGUGAAGUUUCGUUACGGAGUAUUUGAAGAAACCGGAUUUGAAAACGACCCGAUCUACCCCACUGCUUAUUAUCAUGGAACUGGAAGCAAGGACGAGAGAAAGCCAACUUCCUGCACAAAUCGCCCAUUGACUGGAAACUGGUCGGGAACUUGUAAUCCUUCCGGGGCCAAUUGCGCGUUCGUCCCAUUCCUCAACGGCAACGACAACAUUACUUCUUCGAUCAUGUCCAACCCUCAUCUGCCCCACGUGACCACCUUCUGUGACUCCACAAAUCAUAAUCGUCAAGCCCCCACGAAGCAAAACUUCCUCUGUGACCACAAGUCCAUCUCAGAAAUUAUCAACUCUCAUCCUGAUUUUCAUAACAUCUCCCUCCCCAGGAGCGGCCGAGCCACGCCGGAAUUUGUCAUCAAGCAGCUCACCCAACCUCGGUUCGUGCUCAUGGUGGAGGAAACUGGAAACAUGAAUUUGAGGGACGUUUGGCGUUUUCUUAAACUCGCCGUGAGAAAGUUAAUCAAAUAUGAUUUGCCGACCGGGACGCAAAUUGGAUUAAUGACGGUCAGCUCAGAUAUUCGGAUUCUUGCAAACAUGACAGUUCUUGAUGAUAACGUGAGAGCGAUCCUCGCAGAGAAGUUGCCCAACUAUCCCAACAUCGAGAGUGGAAGUGGAACACUUUCUCUUAGGAAAGGAAUCAGUCAGAGCAUCAAUAUGCUGAAAUGGAAUGGAGGGAGGGUUGGAGGGUCAGUGAUAAUACUCAUCAGUCAAGGCACUAUUUCCCCAUUGGACUUGGAAGCGUCGGUACAUCUUCUAAAAAUGGAAGACGUUGCCCUUGCCACAAUUGAAUACCCUUCAAUUGGGGACGGCAAGAUUUCAGCUUUGUCUCAAGCUACUAAUAGCCCCCACUUUGCAAUACGGGAGACGGGCGUGGGCACGGUUAGCCAUAUGUCGACCUACAUCCAACUGGUUAAUUCUUUGAUGUCCAUUCAAAAUCUGUAUUGUGGGAAUUUAGUAAAAAAGAGAGUUUUGAUUCACCAAGCAGAAUUCAAAGGUGAUGCUCCAUCCGUCGUGGAAUCACAAUUUAAUUUCGACGCUGCGCAAGUACCUGCCGAAUUCCACGUCUACAUUCCAAGUUCUAUAGACCCAAAAGUCAAUAGAGUGGAGCUGACUAGUCCCGCAGGAACGAAAUUUUCGGAUCACACAUCAACUUUACACGAUAUAAAUGUGAUGAAGAUGGGAGUUCUUAUCGAUCAACCUGGAAUUUGGCGAUACCGGAUAGAACGAUUGGGUGACAGCCACCAGUCUCACUUUGUGCAAGUGGUGACAAACACAUUGGCUACAAACAUGGCACAUGAAGAAGUGACUGUUCGAGUGUUUUCAAAUGUGGAUGAUGAAGCCCGAGGAGCGAAUUUAAGCCAGAUGCCCUUGAUUCUGUAUGCCUCAGUAAAACGGGGUCUUUCUCCAGUUAUUGAUGCAGAGGUGGAAUGCCUGAUUGUUGCUGGGACCCAUAAAUGGAGUAUCAAACUUUGGGACAAUGGGAAUGGAGAUCCAGACCUUACCAAGGAUGACGGAAUUUACUCACGUUAUAUUAUUCCUCCUCCCUCCGUGCAGUCUUCGGUUCUGGAAAUAACAGUCAAAGUAUUAAGUUCUCCAUAUAAAACCAAAUACAUUGGUACUGACAAUUCCAUUGGAGGUCACACUUCCUACCGCCGUAAACAGCAAACCGUUGAAACUUGUUGUGGUAGUCGACUCAUCUCGUCGGACUCACCGGCACUCAAAACCAUGGCUUACACCGAGCGAGUCUCAUUUUACUCUGUCAAGGUUUCAAAUGCUCGAAAUUCUGAAAUCUAUCCACCAAGCAGAAUUGGAGAUCUCCGUUUGGUUGACUCUUACGACACCACAGUCACAUUGAGCUUCACAGCCCCCGGAGAUGACUAUGACCAUAAGACGGUAGACAUGUAUCAAGUUUUCUAUAGACGUUCCUUCGACUCUGUAGCCGUACUGAAGGAGCAAGUCUUGUCGCAAGAUAUCCCAGCCGGCUCUGAAGUCAACAUGACAAUCCGUCUCCCAUCCCAUGGCAUAUUUUAUCUCUCGAUUGUGGCGAUUGACCCGUACAAAGUCAAAGGGAAGUCCUCGAACACCGUGCAGGUGAAAGCGGAACCUCCACCACCAGAGACAAAUACCGGUAGCUCAGAGUCGCAGAUUGACAUUGAGGCGAAGAAGAAUUCUGAAGGAAAACUAACUUCGACUGACAUUGCUUUGAUAAUUGUGGGCGUCAUCGCUUUCUUCAUUCUUCUUGCUGUGAUCAUCGUGGUCUGUGUCUACUGUAGACGACGCAAUUCCAAAGGCAUGGGAUCAACGGACACCCAUAUAUCCACAAUAUCAGACACGUCGAAAGCUCCCAUUCACUGGUCUGCGAGUCAAUUACUUAGUGAACAUGAGAAACGACAAAGCAUGACAUACGCUCCAAGUUCUCAUAGUGGUGGCGUUCCAGCGUCUCAGCAAGGCAGCUAUGGUCAGAAUGUCCACCAUCACCAUGUCGGUGGUGGAAUUGGUCACUUCAACGGGAGCCCAGGAUCAUCCACGAGGUCAUUCAGAUCAAUUAGUGAUAACGCACGGAAGACGAGUGUGGACUAUGAGAGCUGCUCAUCAGAUCCCACUAUUCGGAGUGCCAAAGGGGGUGGUCCCACGGAUUAUGAAACUCCGAUUGAAAGCGACCAAGAGAACUAUCGGACCAUAGAUAGUUACUCAGGGAUUCCUCCGUAUCGACUCGUGAAUGGGAUCCCUCACCACAACUACAACAUUCCAAGGGGCUCGGCGGCAUCUCAUCCAGCGGUCCCAGCAGUCAACUCGUCUAAUUCGAGUAGUCACAUGCAGUAUAAUCCCAACAUUCAGGGAUCCCUUACCUCUGUAAAUAGCAAGGCGAGAAGGAAUAUUACAAUGGUUUAAAUAUAUUUUAUUUAUUUAUUUAUAAUGUAAGCCACUCACAAGUCACUAGUAAUGUAGAAUUGGAUAUUGUAUAUAUACAACUGCACUUGCACCUCUAUCAAUGUUGCCACUAUGUACAGCAUGCUCUACUACUACGUAUAUAUAAUGCAUAUAUGCUUAUAUAAGUUUCUAGCAUUUCAAUGUUUUUCUCUUCUUGAUUCACGUAUUUCUAAAAUUCUCACUGCUGGAUUUUCGGUCUUGGCUACUGCCGGAUCGAUCCUAACAAAAAUAAGUUCUAAGCGUAAUAUAUUAUAUUACCACACCUACGUACUUACAGAUACUCGGUGGGUUUAUAUUGCUAUCUAUAUCUUUGUCUUUAUUAUUAGAUAUGAAGGCACACACCAUUAAAUUUAUGCUCAACUUCGUGUAAACGAGAAAUGCUCUAUGCAUAAGUAUGUACAUAUGUUUUAAUGUGACUGUUUCUAGCUUUUUCAACAAAUCUAUAUACUUGAUCCGUCGAAUUCACUUUACAUUUUAUGAACUUGACUUGAACUAUUAUCACGAACAAAGUAAGUUUCUUGCAGCGACACCAAACAAAUCAUCACACGAUUUAGUCCGAUCUAUAUAGAAUAAAUAUAUAUAAAGAUGUAUGUACAUAUUUCGCUUAUUAUGUAAAACGAAUAUUAUUAUGUAAUCAUUGACUGUUCUGUCAUACUUUACCAAGACUAAAAUGUUUAAGACAUGUCUGCACACACACACACACACACACGUUACAAAACAUAAACAUAGGAAACAUGUAUUUUACUUGUAGUUCCAAGGAGUGGGAGUAAUUUGUGUAAAAGAAAGCUAGACGCGAGAAAUACCUACAAAAACCACCAUAUAUAAAUAAAUAUCUAUAAAAAUACUACAUACUUGCAUCACAUUAUGUUUGCUCGUAUAUUUUACCAGUAAAAAAUGCUUGUGAAUUGUCAUCUGUACAGUAAUGAAGGAGGACAGAGAUGUAAUUUAUUUAUUUUUGCGUGUAGCGUGCCAAACCUCUUGUGUUCUGUCUGUCCAGCAACCAAACCCAACUAAAAUCAAAUCAAACUUAACAAAAUUCGAAAUACUAUACCACCGCGUACUAUACAGUCUGUCAUCACUUGUUAUUUGCCCGUUGCGAUGUCUAGUCCACUCGUGUACCCUCGUGAUCUAAUAUAAUUACUGAAGCCAGAGUGUUAUUGCAAUCGUCUAAUUGUAACGGUAUACAAAAUGUAGUUUUUAUUGUGGUGCAUCAAAGUCAACCGGACAGAAUUUAUACGCGCCAAAAUCACGUGCCCACUUGAUUAACACUUCAUGCGGGCCCAACUUCAAAUCAAAUCCAUCCGGUUGACUUCGAUUCACCUAAAUACUAAUAAGUAUGUAGCAGACAAGUCGUGGAGACAGAGUACACAAGAGACGCGAGAGGAUUUUUUACCUUGUUUAGAUAAUCUUGUUAAGAUACCAGUUUUAUUGUGACGUAAUAUGUAAUCAUUAUAGAAAGUGUAAUAAAACCGCUAUUAUUAUGGCUAUGAUGAAAA